CGAGCAGCGUUGGAUUGUGGGUAUCUUGUGUUUCCUGAUUGACUCUGACAGUCAGCUGUUGCAGAAAAGUUUUGCCGUAGCUUCAUAUUUUUCUGUAAAUCGCACUAAUAACGUCACUGGGAUAUUGUUUCCUGUCUGUGUGACUCCAUCGAGACAAAAACAAUCUAUUUGAAAACCGGAUUUAGAUUUUACAACUACUGGUGACUUCUUCACAACAACUUUCGGAAUGAGUUUGAACGAGCACUCCUUACAAGCUCUGUCAUGGAGAAAACUGUACUUGAGCCGAGCCAAAUUAAAAGCAACAAGCCGCACUUCAGCUCUGUUGUCAGGAUUCGCUAUGGUUGCCAUGGUGGAGGUCCAGCUGGAGCGGGAUCAUGAGUAUCCUCCAGGGCUGCUCAUCGCCUUCAGUGCCUGCACCACCGUUCUGGUUGCAGUCCAUCUGUUCGCCCUCAUGAUCAGCACCUGCAUUCUCCCCAACCUGGAGGCCGUCAGCAACGUCCACAACCUCAACUCAGUCAACGAGUCCCCCCAUGAGCGCAUGCACCGCCACAUAGAGCUGGCCUGGGCCUUCUCCACGGUCAUCGGUACCCUGCUGUUCCUGACUGAAGUCAUGCUCCUGUGCUGGGUCAAGUUCUUACCACUCAAAAGCAAUACUGAUGAAAAAAAUGGCACUAUAAGCUCCGGUGAGGCGGCGGCCAUUGCUUCCACCUGCAUCAUGGUGCCUUUUGGAAUUGUUUUUAUUGUGUUUGCCGUCCAUUUCUACCGUACGCUUGUCAGUCAUAAAACUGACCGGCAGAUCCGGGAGCUUGAGCAGGUCAUCCGGCUACAGAAUCAGCUCGACCACAGGGCUGAGAAUGAUGACCUAAAGGCCGCUGUCCAUUUCCCCUGAUUUCAGCCUCUGUUCAUGCAGCAGCAAUGGACAUUUAGUGUGCGUUUAUGUUGAAACCCUGUUUUGCAGAAGUUCCUUUUAAAGCUUCUGAACUGUGCUCAAAUGCUUCUACUUAAGUAUGUAUAAAUUUCCUCUCUUAAGCAUGUUUUGAUUCACCCUUUUCUUGGGAAAUAUGUCCACAGCUUUCUGUUGUGUAUAUUACGACAGUACUUUUAGUUUGUAGGUGAAUCCUUAGCUCUCAGGCCUUUCAGUGGUAUGCAAAGCAACAUAUCAAAUUAAAUUGUAGCCUUAUAAUUUUGGGUGCUGACAGUAUAUUGAAGUUGAUGUCCUUAUUAGAAUAUGCAUCAUCAAUGCCAAAACCUCAGUUUUUCUGUAGAUGAAGGCUUUUAUUUAUGUAUUUUAGCUGUUCAGCAUCCACUUGUCUUUCUCUCCUCACAGGUUGAGUAACAGGUGGAUUGCACUGACUUCUGUUCUCUAUUGUGGCUGGCUUUAAAUUAGGUUCAUUAAUUAUCAAUGCCUGCCCCAUUUGAGGAUUAGUUUGGGAAUUCUUACUUCAUUAUUCAUUUCCAAGGGGUGUUUCUAAAAGCAGGAUGCAACUGGAUAAGAACAGAACAAUGAAAUGUGUCAGUAGUGUCUUGGCAGUAGUAUUGUAUGCAUACUUUUAUUAUCCAUAAAGGUUUUGAGUGUAGUGCAAAAUAUGCUGUCCAAAGGGUUGCUCCACAUUACUGGUAGUUUUGGAAUGAAACUGUUUUAUAUAAUGAGUUAUGAGUGGUUGUUUUACUGACAGCUCAAUCUAGGCUGUGGCAUUCUGGUUCCAUCUGCACUGAUGUACAUAUUCAAGAUGUUGAAGAUUGAAAACCAUCAUCCUUGUCCUGUUAAUAUACAUGUUGUCAAUCUCAUUUUACAACCAAAAAGACUUGUUCUACAUCCAAAGUUAGAUUUUAUUCCUUUUCAACACUUCUCUUGGCUUUAAUGCUUCUUUAUUUCAUAUAUGUCCAUAUAAUUAAUGGACUAAACGGUUGCUUGUAGAAACCCAACAUUUGAGGAUCUUCAGUCAGAUUUUCAGAUUUAUAUAAUCCUCAUUAUGAAUGGUUUCUUUAGCAAAGGAUAACAACAUAUUCACUGGGAGGGAAACUUUAACCAGUUAUUAGUGAAAUAAGUAUUUACUGUAUGGUCUGUAGCAACAUCCUAAACAAACACUGACAGUCAGGUAAAGCUUCAAACCAAAGUGUGACAUCAUAGAGCACAUGUUAUUAUAAUAAGGUUUUGAUGAGACCCAAAGUGAGUAAUAAUGGGCAGUGUUUUGAAUGUGAUGGUUUUCAGUCUGUUGUGAAAUCCCCCCUGUGUAAAAAGGUUAGAAAUUAGACUUCAUGAUGCUUCAGCAAGAUUAAUGGACUGUGUCCUACGAACAGAGAUAGUACUUUUACUGCAAGAGGUAUUUGAGAAUGUAUUACUAGGAAGCAUGUGUUUCUUGAAGAUGCUGUGUAAUAGUUUUUUAUAUUUUUUACUCUUCAUAGUUUACAAGAUAAUGCAUGUUCACAUAUUGUUGAGACAUACACGAUUUGAGGAAUACUGUAUAUGACUAGUGUUUGUUUUUUGUUCUGUGGUAUAUUGCAGAAGUUUUUUUUGGUUUAUUUUUCUUACUUUUCUUUAUUUUCUUUAAUGGUAGAAAACUCAGGUUCAAAGUUUGAUUUGUUCAAAUUUUUCAAGGCUAAUGAGUCAUGAUUGACAGCAAUUUUCUCAGAGGAUCUUGAAAGUGUUUUCUAUAAUUUUUAUCCCUGAAAAACACAUUGAUUUACCAAAAUGUUUUAAAAUAUAUUUAAAAUAGGCUUUUGCCUGACAAAUAUGCAGAACAACCCUUUAAUGUGAUGAACAUAAGUUGCAAAUUUGUAUUAUGUAUUAUUAUAUACUGUGUUAAAUACUGUUCUGUCUCUUACACCUACACAUGGCUUUAAUGAGUCAUGGUUUUUGUAGACCACGAGAUCCCCAAAUCUGCAUCCAAAUUGUCCAGAUCAGGUGAUAAUAUCUCUGUGACAAGUAGCAGAGGACAAACAGCUGUACCUGGUGCAGACAGUACAGUCUUUGUGUUUGAACUUUACAGUUCUGUAGGUCUUUUUUUUAUAAGUAAACUGAGAUGAGAUAAAAUCAGUUACAUUCAGGUCGACUGUACCUACUCCUGUUACAACUUCCACUUGUAAUGCAAAUAUUCUCACACAACCAUAGGUGUGUUUAGUUAAUUUUGUAUUUUAUUUAUUUUACCCUGUUUAUUUUACUGUACUGGUACUUCACCGCUUGUAUUAAAGCACAGUUUUACAACCAA
Sphaeramia orbicularis (orbiculate cardinalfish) is the source of this 3209-nucleotide messenger RNA. Its product is annotated as calcium release-activated calcium channel protein 1-like. Bases 227 to 889 code for a protein of 220 amino acids. Gene Ontology annotation, cellular component: membrane. The record is from RefSeq and is a predicted model, not a curated record. NCBI's taxonomy places the organism in Eukaryota, Metazoa, Chordata, Actinopteri, Kurtiformes, Apogonidae. Gene Ontology annotation, biological process: store-operated calcium entry. Gene Ontology annotation, molecular function: store-operated calcium channel activity. The transcript is spliced from 2 exons.